This is a messenger RNA of Seminavis robusta, 889 nucleotides long. Lineage: Eukaryota; Bacillariophyta; Bacillariophyceae; Naviculales; Naviculaceae. The record is from the annotation of a GenBank genome assembly.
AUGCGAUGAUGCGAUGCCUUGGAUGAAGGUAUCGAAUACCGAAGGUAGUCUAGCUGACGUGUUGGCAGCAGAAAACGUUACAGUACUAGUUACCGAGCCCGUGUGCGCUCGACCUUACAUCGAAAAAGCAACCUGCUCAAGAGGAUCUUCGCACCAUGCUUCCGAGCAGCAAAGAGACUCCUCUAUCACCUUUGUUGUUGUCUGUGUUGGUUGGAUCUGUUCAUUGCGUGAGUGGACGUGUACCUUCCUCUCACAUUAGAAGCUUCCCAAAUAAAUUGCCAAAAGUUUUCAAGAUCCAUCAUCAUGUCGUUGACAGGAACGCUUCUCUUUGCAACCGGUUUGAUACACAAUGUCUUGGGAAUCAUAAGCCCGAGGUUACGGGAGCCCUUACUGAGACUCAUGGCGGAUGGCGGUACUCUUGUGGUUCCCGAUGUCAACGAGCGCCAUGCCAGAGAGAACACCUUUUGGUUCCAAUUUGCUGGGAUUGCCUUGAUGAUUCAUGGCUGUCAUGCUCGUAGUUUGGCUCUGCAGCUAAAGAAACAAGGAAUGGAGGACGAAGCAGCUUCAUCAUGGCUUGGAUGGGUUGUCCUAGCAACUGGAGCAGUUGGAGCUUACAUCAAGCCCGUGAGUGGAUUUCAUCUUGUUUAUUUGCAGGGGAUACGCCUCCUGUGGAUCCAGCACACCCGAAAUGGGUUGGAACAGGGCAAGAAUGAUUAACGAUCAGACAUGGUGCUAUUAGUACCGGUAUUGAUUGAAUGAUUGGCCGAAGAGCAAACCUUAUUCGCGGUACCCUCUUGCUUUUCUAGCUAGACUAGACUCGACUCUACCGUAGCUAGAACUCGUGACACGAGACAGCAAUUCAGUAUAUUUUAAAAGAUCUGCAACAACC